This is a messenger RNA of Oppiella nova, 2243 nucleotides long. The record is from the annotation of a GenBank genome assembly. Lineage: Eukaryota; Metazoa; Arthropoda; Arachnida; Sarcoptiformes; Oppiidae.
UUUUGAAAAUCAAACACUUUUUGCACCAAAACUAAACAAACCAAACAUUCAUUCAUUGAUUAUUGCCUUAAGAGUGGACACAAAGUAUCACUCAUUGGAUCCCAAGAAUGGAUAUUCACGCGACACAAGACGUGACACAAUAUGUGGCUCAAGAGGACACUCAACAGCCGCAAAUGUCAGCCAAAGACUCUUUGGAUCGAUUCGGUGAUGAUUUGUGUGAAGACAUACUUUCUUACCUCACACUCAAAGACCGGUUCCGAUGUGAAUGUGUGUCCAAACAGUGGCAGCGAUUGGUUUACACGACUGUCCGCAACAUCACUAUCACAAGAGAACUGAUGGCACGAAAUAAACCCCAAAGUGAUGGCUAUUUCUACGACAAAACGAUGUCCGCACUCAUGAAGAAGUGCCCAAACAUUGUGUCCAUUGAUUGCCGACAACUCUAUAACGACAGACACGGAAGACGUAUACUCGAGACCAUAGCUGAGUUGAGAGACAAUUGUCGACAUUUACAGGGAAUUGAUGGCUAUUUCUUGCGCUUCGACAACGAUUUCGUGGUCUAUCUGUUCCGUACGUUCGGCCGAAUGAUCACUGAAUUGGUUCUCAAUGGUUACCAAAGUAGGCGAGAAGUGCUCCGAUUGUGUCCAAACAUAUGGUCACUGAAUGUCGACGACUUGUCGCACGUGUUCACCGAAUCGGGCGCUGAGUUGUUGGCGAAGAACUUAAAGCACUUCCAGUUCUCGUUUGACAUCGAUUUCGAUAUCUCUAUGUUUGAUAUAUUUUUGGCGUACAAUCAGUCGCUUAUCUCUGUCAGUCAGAGAUUGCGUGAAAUCGGCAGAAAGUGUUCGAAACUCAAGAGUUUUAAACUCGAAAUGAGUUCACAAACACCACAACUGAAUGUCUAUGUCUUGAGAGCCAUACCACUUAUGCGACGACUGAAGCGAUUGGAUCUAAAACUACAGAUAAUCGAUAACACGAUGACCACUGAUUGGCACGCAUUUGAUUGCGUGAGUGAUUGGCCCAAAGGGUUGACUCACUUAUGCCUAGAUUUAUGGCACAUUCACUUCAAACUGUUCCGACAAUUGGAGACUAAUCUCCGUAAACUGCAAAGUCUUGGCAUAACUACCGGUAAUACACGGAUACAUCCCGAGGACACAUUGGACCGCAUCUCAGGUCUACCGAAACUACAAGAUCUGGUCAUCCGAAGCCCCGUUAGGCUACAACUGGACGAUGAGGUGGUGAUGCGGUUCGCGAUGUAUAGCAGUCCUAAGUUGAGGUCAGUUACCAUCUGCGAGACCAAUGAUUUCGACGGUUAUAAAAAUAUUUGGUUCGGUCCAAUGGUCACCGAAUUGUGUCUCAGAUUUCAAGAAUAUGAACGCGAAGUGAUCCGAUUGUGUCCACAGUUGUGUCGACUAAAAGUCAACCACUUGUCCCACGCCUUCACCAAAUCGGUGGACAAACAGCUGUUGGCGAAGAACUUACGGCACAUUGAGUUUGAUUUGAGCACCGAUUUCGAUAUCUCUAUGUUUGACACAUUUGUGGCACACAAUCAGUCGCUUAUGUCUCUGUCGGUCAGAUGUAUACCGAAAGGUAUUGUAAACCAAUUCCUGACGCGAAUCACACAUUUGCCACAAUUGCAUGAUUUAUCGCUUGCAAUCUAUGGAUGUCUUGACAAUGAGUACCCAAUCGGUGAUAAUUUGCGUGAAAUCGGUAUAAAGUGUCCGAAACUCAAGAGAUUUCGACUCGAGAUGUGUUCACAAACACAACAACUGAAUGUCGAUGUCUUGAAUGCCAUACCAGUUAUGCGACGAUUGAAGCGAUUGGACCUAAAACUAGAUAUACAUAAAAUCGAUUGGUUUGUGAUCACCGAUUGGCACGCAUUUGAAUCAGUGAGUGAUUGGCCCAAAGGGUUGACUCACUUAUCAUUAGACUUAUGGCUCAUUGAUAAUAAACUGUUUCAACAAAUUGGGACAAAUCUCCAGAAACUGCAAAUCAUUCGCAUCUCUGACCCGAAAAGUGUUGUAAACUAUGGUUCAUUGGAUCGCAUCUCAAGACUACCAAAACUGCAGGAACUGGUCAUACGAGACACUCGUGGAAAACAAUUGGACGAUAAAGAUAUGGAAAUGUUUGCGAGGAAUAGUAGUCCAAAGUUGAGAUCCAUUACCAUCAGUACGGGUCUGAAGUUUUAUUGCGGAAAUGUUUUCAUGCAAUUCAGUGACAAACUGAUCCAUGAAUUGAGACAAUGA